AUGGGGGAGAAGAAGCGCCUGGCUGUCAUAUUCAACUGCAUGCUGCAUGCGUGCGAGCGACAAGGAGACGCUCUUGGAGGCUUUGAGGUAUACAGGCAGAUGAGGUCCACCGGCGCCCCGCCAGACGAGGCAACCUUCCACAGCGUUGCUUCUCUGUUGGAAAGAGCGGGGGAGUACCAUGGGAUGCUAAAGCUAUUGGAGCACAUGGAAGGAGAAGGUCACGAACCUUCCUUGGCGGUUCUGGGUCUUGCUAUCAGCUGUUUCAGCAAAGCUGGAGUUGCCGACGCUGCUCUACAGCGAGCGCAUCAACUGCAGCGGCGAAUCCGUGUUGCUGCAGCUGCUGCUGCCCCUUCAGCAGCAGCCGCAGUGGCUGUUGCUACUGCUGGGCUACAACAAGAAGCAGAUGCAGUGGCAGCAGCAGCAGAGGCCCUACAGCAGGCCCUGCCGUCGAGCGUAUACGCAGCUCUUAUUUGCUGCUGUGCUAGCACCGGUAGAUACGACAAGGCUAUUGAACUGUACUCGGAGUGUGCUGCUCUAAGGCAGCAGCAGGAAGUGCUGCACCAUCGUAUGACUCAGCAGAAGCAGCGGCAACGACAGGAGCAACAGCAGCAGCAACAGCAGCAAAACCAAGAGUCGAAAGAACUGGAGCCUGAAGUGCUGCAGCACCUGCAGCAGCUGCUGCAUCGUGACUCAUACCUGCCAACAGCAGCAGUUACGAACGCAGCUAUAACUGCAGCAGCCGCAACCGGGAGGCUGCAGCUGGCCAUGACUAUCUACAGGCGUGAUUUGCUGCAGCUGCAAGUGCAGCAGCAACAGCACGGGCAGGACCAGCUCUCAGAAGAGAUAUUCGGGACCUGCAGUGCAGCAGAAGCCCAUGCACCCAGCACGCAUACGUACUUGCUCCUGCUUGCUGCUGCCGCUGCGCAGCAAAGCUGGAGCACGGUAGAUGUGCUGCUGCGCGACUUUGAGGAACAGCAACAGGAGCGACAACAGCAACAGUUGCCGCCUCUCGAUACUGCUGCAGUGUAUGCUGCAGCAGCUGAAGCGCUUGCUGCAGGGGGCAGGUGGAGGGAAGCGCUGCAGCUACUGCUGCAUUCACAUGCUGACUGGCUGCAGCAGCAAAAGCAGGCUAUACAAAAACUAAAACAUCUGAUCAGCAUGCAGCAUCUACUCAGGCAGCAGCAACCGCAGCAACCGCUGCUGCUGCAAGCCUUUCCACCAUCUGGCAGUGUCUCACCAUACCUUGCCCUUCUGCGCUGCUGCACUGCAGCAGCAGCCCCGAGAGAAUCGCUUGGCCUCCUGCGGCUACUGCAGCAGCGUUAUCAGCAGCAGCAGCAGCUUUUUGUGCUGCAGAAGGAGCUACAGGAGCAACAGCAGGACUCUUUUGCAGCAGCAGCUGCAGCCAUUCCCCCCGAAUUCCCCUUAAGUGCAUAUGCUGAGGUAAUGACGGCUGCAGCAGCAGCAGGAGACUGGCAGCUGCUGCUCUCGGUUGCUGCGGAGUUUGAGUCUCCUAAAAUCCAGCAGCAAAACGCAGCAGUAGCAGCAGCAACGGCUGCUGUUGCUGCAGCUAGCGCAAGGAGAACCUGUGAAGAGCCCGAGCGAAGCGCUGCUGCUGCCGCUCCUGCACAGAUUGACGGGGCAGCGGCAGCAGCAGCUGCAGCAAGAGCCACUGCCGCGCUGUCACAGCAGCAUAUACCCCUGGAGCAAAGGGUGCGUGUUGCAGCUCUAAAGCUGAAAGCACUUCUUCAUGUUGGCAACCACGAAGCAGCAGCUAACCAAAGGCAGAAGCUGCUGCUUCUACUUGAGGACAGGAGCACUGGCAGUAGCACAUCGCCACAGUCAGAGCCAGCUGACAUGCUGAUGGGGCGGCAACAGAAGCAGCAAGCACCGGAAGAUGACCCCCUUGUUAAUGAGACAUUGAAGCUUGGGGAGAAGCUUCUCGGUCCACCACACCAUCAGCAGAAACCGGGGGCUCCUCCAUUGCCGCUGCGCGAGCGCGAUGCCCACGAAGAGCUGCAGCGGCAAAAGCACCAGGAGAUAAUACUGCAGCAAAUCCAGCAACACAAGCAGCAUCAGGAGCCACAGUAA
This is a messenger RNA of Eimeria maxima, 2088 nucleotides long. RefSeq lists its product as hypothetical. The transcript is spliced from 2 exons. NCBI's taxonomy places the organism in Eukaryota, Apicomplexa, Conoidasida, Eucoccidiorida, Eimeriidae. Bases 1 to 2088 code for a protein of 695 amino acids. The record is from RefSeq and is a predicted model, not a curated record. Gene Ontology annotation, molecular function: protein binding.